GGCGAAGUUUGACACACCAAGCUCAGAAGGUUGCCCAUCACUGGCCUAGAGCAUCUAGGAUGAACCAGGAAGCCAAGGCCAGCUCCUCAUGGACCCCAUUAGCUUCAAGCUGGGCACCAAGAACCAGUGGGGUUGCCUCAUGAGACUGCUCAGCAGUGACCCAGAAUGGCUGAGUGCCAAGGUGAAGUUCUUCCUCCCCAACAUAGACCUGGGCUCCAGGAACGAGGCCCCAGACCCCACACAGAGGGUCCUCCUACAACUCAGGUUGCUGCACGCCCAAGGCCUGGCCACCUGGCAGGCGUUCAUCCACUGUGUGUGCAUGGAGCUGGAGGUGCCCCUGGAGCUGGAGGUGCAGCUGCUGAGCACGUGGGGCCAUGGAGACGGGUUUCCCGGUCCUUCGGAAACUGGUGCAGAAAGCCAACCUGAACCUCAGCUCCACCAGGGCCUCAAGCGGCCUCAUCAGAGCUGCGGGUCCUCACCCCGCCGGAAGCAGUUCCGGAGGCAGCAGCUCGAACUGGCCAAGAGGUACCUACAGCGGCUGAAGACCUCGGCCCAGCAGCUCCAUGGCGGCCAGCUCCCGGGGCCAGGGCAGCCCCUCGCCUUCCACCAGGCCUACGUCCCCCCAAUCCUGCAGUGGAGCCGGGCCACUGCACCCUUCAGCACUCAGGAGGGGGCCGCGCCGGGGAGCCCCAGGGCAGAGGAUGGCGCUGACCUGAGCCUCCAGGACCUCUUCGGCCCCAGGGCGGACAAGGGCCCGCGGGUGACGGUGCUCCUGGGGAAGGCAGGCAUGGGCAAGACCACGCUGACCCGCUGGCUGUGCCGGAAGUGGGCCGACGGCCAGCUGGACCGCUUCCAGGCCCUGUUCCGGUUUGAGUUCCGCCAGCUCAACCUGCUGGCCGAGGCCCUGACGCUGCCCCAGCUCCUCUUCGAUCUGUACCUCCGCCCCGAGGAGGGCCCCGACGCCGUCCUCCAGUUCCUGGAGAGGAACGCCCAGGGCGUCCUGCUCAUCUUCGAUGGGCUGGAGGAGGCCCUGCACCCCCGGCCCAGCGCGGGGACCGCCGGCCCCGAGGCGCCGGCCCCAGCCCUCGCCCUCUUCUCUGGCCUGUGCCGGGGGACCCUCCUGCCCGGCUGCAGGGUCCUGGCCACCUCCCGUCCAGGGAAGCUGCCAGACUGCCUGCCCACAGAGGCGGCCACCAUCCACAUGUGGGGCUUCGACGGGCCGCGGGUGGAGGAGUACGCGGGCCGCUUCUUCGGCAGCCAGCCGGCCCGGGAGGCGGCCCUGGCGGAGCUGCGGGCCAACAGCCGCCUCCGGAGCCUGUGUGCGGUGCCCGCCCUCUGCCGGAUCGCCUGCCUCUGCCUCCGCCACCUGCUCCCGGACCUCUCUCCGGGCCAGUCGGCGGCCCUCCUGCCCACCGUGACGCAGAACUACGUGCAGAUGGUGCUCGCCCUCGGCCCCCGCGGGGACCGGACGGCCGAGGCCCUGAGGAGCCUGGGGGAGGUGGCCCUGAGGGGCCUGGAGACUGGGAAGGUGAUCUUCUCUGCAGGAGACAUCCCUCCCGCCACGCUGGCCUGCGGGGCUGCCCUGGGCCUGCUGACCUCCUCCUGCGUCUGCACAGGCCCCCGGCAGCGGGAGACGGGCUACGCCUUCACCCACCUCAGCCUGCAGGAGUUCUUGGCUGCCCUGCAUCUGAUGGCCAGUCCCAAGGUGGACAAAGACGCACUCGCCCGCCACGUCACCCUCAACUCUCGCUGGGUGCUGCGGACCAAAGCUAGACUGGGCCUCUGGGACCACCUCCCCACCUUCCUGGCGGGUCUGGCAUCCUCCGCCUGCCGUCCCUUCCUCAGCCACCUGGCAGAGCGGGGUGAGGCGUGGGUGGGCGCCAAGCAGGCCGCGGUCACACAGGCGUUGAGGAAGUUGGCCACGCGCAGGCUCACGGGGCCUAAGGUGGUGGAGCUGUGUCACUGUGUGGGCGAGACGCAGGAGCCGGAGCUGGCCAGCCUCAUGGCCCGAAGCCUCCCCUGCCAGCUGCCCUUCCACAACAUCCCGCUGACCUACGCCGACCUGGCUGCCCUGACCAACGUCCUGGGGCACGGGGAGGCCCCCGUCCACCUGGAUUUCGAGGGCUGCCCACUGGAGCCCCGCUGCCCUGAGGCCCUGGCAGGCUGUGGGCAGGUGGAGAGUCUCAGCUUUAAGAGCAGGAAGUGUGGGGACGCCUUUGCAGAAGCCCUCUCCAGGAGCUUGCCGACAAUGGGGAGCCUGAAGAAGCUGGGGCUAGCAGGAAGUAAGAUCACUGCCCGAGGCAUCUACCAGCUGGUGCAGGCUUUGCCCCGCUGCCCACACCUGGAAGAGGUCAGCUUUCAGGACAACCAGCUCAAGAACCAGGAGUUGCUGAACAUCGUGGAGGUCCUCCCUCGCCUGCCGAGGCUCCGGAAGCUUGACCUGAGCCACAACAAUGUCUCCAUGGCGACCCUGCUCAGCUUGACCAAGGUGGCAGUCACGUGCCCGACUAUCAGGAUGCUGCAGGUCAGGGAGGCGGACCUCAUCAUCCUUCUCUCCCCGCCUCCAGAGACAGCGGAGGAGCAACCUGGAUCCCCAGACCUACAGGGAGACGCCAGCCGGAAGGAGGCUCAGCGCAGAAGCUUGGCCCUCAGGCUGCAGAAGUGCUGGCUCACCGUCAGGGACCUGGAGGUGCUCAUAGCCCAGCUCCAGGAAGGCCCCCACCUGGAGGAAGUAGACCUCUCAGGGAACCAGCUGGAGGAUGAAGGCUGUCGCCUGAUGGCAGAGGCUGCCCCCCAGCUGCGCAUCGCCGGGAAGCUGGACCUCAGCGACAACGGGCUCUCGGCGGCGGGGCUGCCCUGGGUGCUGCGGGCGGUGAGCACGUGCCGGAACCUGGCAGACCUGCACGUCAGCCUCAUGCAGAAAACUGUGGUCCUCACGUUUACCCCGGAGCUGGAGGAGCAGGAGGGGACCCAGGAGAGGGCUGCGUUUCUUGACAGCCUUCCGCUCCAGACGUCCUCUGAGCUGCCCCCGUGCUCCCCGAGGGUCAGGCUGACACAGUGCGGUCUGCACGCUGAGCACCUACAGCAGCUCUGCACAGCCUUGGAAGGAAGCUGUCGCCUGGGCCACCUCGACUUAUCAAGGAAUGCUCUGGGGGACGAAGGGGCGGCCCAGCUGGCUCGGUGGCUCCCAGCGCUGGGCGCUCUGCAGUCCUUGAACCUCAGUGGGAACUGCCUGUCCCUGGACGCUGUGUUCAGUUUGGCCCAGUGUUUCUCUGCUGUGCAGUGGGUCCUCCACCUGGACGUCAGCUUGGAGAGCCAGCACGUCAUCCUGAGAGGCAGCAGAAGAGCCAGGCAUCUGCUGGCCGGCAGCCCUCCGCCAGAGGCCCCCGCCCAAGCCCAGUGCUCGGGGUUCGGUCAGCGCUGCGUCCCCAGGAGCUUCUGCCUCAGGGACUGUUGCCUGGAGCCCCUGAGCCUCACCCGCCUCUGCGAGGCUCUGGAGAAGUGCCUGGGGCCUCUGGAAGUCAGAUUGUCCUGCGUGGUGCUGAGCGACCAGAGCCUGGACACCCUGCUGGGGCACCUGCCCUGGCUCCCCCAGCUGAGCCGCCUGCAGCUGAGCCAGACGCCUCUGUCCCCGAGGAGCCCCUUCCUGCUGGCUCACCUCCUCAGCCUGUGCCCACGAGUGGAGAAGGUGGAUCUCAGGUCCUUGCAUGAUGCCACCCUGCACUUCAAGUCUAGCGAGGAGCAGAAAGGCGGGCGCUGUGGGUUCACGGGCUGCGGCCUCGGCCAGGUGCACGUGGAGCCACUGUGCGAGGUGCUGAGGAAGUGUGAGGACCUCAGCCAGCUGGACCUCUCAGCCAACCAGCUGGGUGACGGCGGGCUCAGGAGCUUGCUGAUGUGUCUGCCUCGGCUGCCCAUCUCGGGUUCUCUUGACCUCAGUGGCAACAGCAUCUCUCAGGAAGGUGCCCUGUGCCUGACGGAGACCCUGCCUUCCUGCCCGCGCAUCCGGGAGGCCGCCGUGAACCUGGGCUCCCAGCAGAGCUUCCGUGUUCACUUCUCCCGACAGGAGGAGGCCGGGAAGACCUUGAGGCUGAGGGAGUGCAGCUUCAGACCAGAGCACAUGACCAGACUGGCCGCUGGCCUGAGCCAGGCCUGGCACCUGACGGAGCUCACGCUGAGCCGGUGCUGCCUGGGCCUGCAGGACCUGACCCUGCUCCUGCGUCUGCUGCGGCGGCCCGCGGGGCUGCUCCGGCUCAGGGUGGAGGAGCCGUGGAUGGGCAGAGCUGGGGUGCUCACCCUGCUACAAGUCUGCACCCAGGCCUCGGGCAACAUCACCGAGAUCAGCCUCUCCCAGAGCCAGCGGCAGCUCUGCCUCCAGCUGAACUUUCCCCGUCAGGAGAACCCCGAGGCCGUGGCCCGCAGGUUGGCUCGCUGUGACCUUGAGACCCACCACAGCCUUCUUGCCGGGCAGCUGAUGGAGACGUGCACCUGGCUGCGGCAGCUCAGCUUGGCCCAGGUGAACCUCUGCCACGCCAGCUGCCUGCUGCUGCAAGGCUUCCUGCUGCCGCUGUCGGAGCUGAGGACCUUCCGGCUGGCCUCCAGCUGUGUGAGCUCCGAGGGCCUGGCCCCCCUGGCGUCUGGUCUGAGCCACUGUGGCCACCUGGAGGAGCUGGACUUGUCUAACAAUCAACUUGGCGAGGAGGCCUCCCAGGUGCUGACGGGGGCCCUUGAAGGCAAGAGCUGGCUGAAGAGGCUCGACCUCAGCCACUUCCCCCUGGACGACUCCACGCUGGCCGUGCUCACGCGAGGACUGAGCCACAUGACGCGCCUGCAGAGCCUCUGCUUGAGCCACAACCAGAUUGGAGACGCGGGUGCCCAGCACUUGGCUGCCGUCCUGCCCGGGCUGCCUGAGCUCCGGAGGAUAGACCUCACAGCCAAUGGCAUCUGCCCAGCGGGGGGCGUGCGGCUGGUGGAGUCCCUCGCGCUUUGCAAGCACCUGGAGGAGCUGCUGCUCAGCUGCAAUGCCCUGGGGGACCCCACAGCCCUGGGGCUGGCCCGGGGGCUGCCCCCGCACCUGAGGGUCCUGCACCUGCGGUCCAGCCGUCUGGGCCCAGAGGGGGCGCUGAGCCUGGGCCGGGCCCUGGAUGGAUGCCCGCACUUGGAAGAGAUCAGCUUGGCAGAGAACACCCUGGCCGGACAGGUCCCCCACUUCCGUCAGGGGCUCCCGCUGCUGAGGCAGAUAGACCUGGUUUCCUGUGAGAUCGACGACCAGGCUGCCAAGCUCCUCGCUGCCGGCUUCACGCUCUGCCCGGCCCUGGAAGAAAUCCUGUUGUCCUGGAAUCUGCUUGGGGACGAGGCGGCUGCCGAAUUGGCCCAGGUCCUGCCUCGGAUGCAGCGGCUGAAGAGUGUGGAUCUGGAGAAGAAUCGGAUCACGGCGUAUGGAGCCUGGCUCCUGGCUGAAGGGCUGGCGCAGGGCUCUGGCAUCCAAGUCAUCCGCCUCUGGAACAACCACAUCCCCCCAGACGUGGCCCAGCAUCUGCAGAGCCAGGAGCCCCGGCUGGACUUCGCUUUCUUCCCCAGUGAGCUGCAGGCCCCUCCGGGGACUUGAUGGCCACCUCAUACCCUUUGAAUCCAGACAAGUGAUGCCAACUUGCACCUGCCUGGAUGGAGGCUCAGAAAGAGCCUCAGCGGGCGCCCCUGUCCCCUGCCCGAGGAGGGAGGGACACGCGUGUCCUGCUACAGUCUUCAGGGAGGACUUUGUGAGAACCAGGAGCCUAGUGUGGCCUAUAGACUACCUUGCAUCACAUGUGACAUGCAUGACCAGUAGGGACAUGUGGCAUAAGGAGGGUGUCAUGAUGUGAUGCAUGACACAGAAGGUCACAUGUGGCAGAGUUCCAUGUGACAUUCCAUGGAACUUGCAGUGUGGCCUGUGGCUCAGUGUCAGGGGUCCUAGCACCACACAUGAUAGGACACAUGAUUGGUGGUUCCUAUAAAACACAUGACCAAUGUCCAUGUCAUCGGACACGUGGCUGGCCCGACGCCCUCAGGCUGGCCCAAGGUCUAAUGUAUUACUUUUUAAAAGCCAAGUGUGUGUUUAUAGGUCGCACCUCCAGAGCAGCUGAGCCAGAGCCUGUCUCCCCUCGGGAUGGAGGGCGGGGAGGGUCUGAGCACGGGCCGGCCCUGUGAACCAAGACAGGGACUCGGCACCAGGCUUCAGGGUGCGCCCCCUCCUGCCUCAAGUCUCAGUUUCCCCAUCAGUAAACUGGUGACCCCUCCCCCUUAAAUGCUGACCUACACGGUCGGCGGGCCCAGGUCCAGGGGGAGCCAGCUUGACCUGUGGAUGGAUGGGGCCCAGUCUGUCCUGUGUAAGGGACAAAGCCAGGUCUGAGAUAAUGAGGCAAGGCCAUGGGGUCCAGCCACUACCUCAGCAAGACCCAGGGAGCUCCUAGGGGCUGCAUACGUUACACAGUGUUCUUGUUACUCCCAAGAGGGCGCCAGGAUGGCCCAGCUACCCUCUAAGCCACGUGUGACCAAUAAAUGUGAUGGCUUCUCA
Eptesicus fuscus (big brown bat) is the source of this 6550-nucleotide messenger RNA. RefSeq names its product NLR family CARD domain containing 5 (gene NLRC5). The record is from RefSeq and is a predicted model, not a curated record. Gene Ontology annotation, molecular function: protein binding. Bases 89 to 5605 code for a protein of 1838 amino acids. Lineage: Eukaryota; Metazoa; Chordata; Mammalia; Chiroptera; Vespertilionidae. The transcript has 47 exons.